CUGCUUGAUUGAGUCACAUUAGAGAUAACAAGUUGUUGGGGAUUUUUCCAAACGUCGAUGGGAGAAAUGAAUAGCCUAGAUAAUGUAGGCUAUAGGCUAUCUCCGACCGUAAAUCCCCCACGGAAGGCGGGCGGUCGGCUGCGUGAUCAAUACUGAAAACGAAAGUAGAAUCCUUGCCAAAAGACGAUGUCGGCGUCCGUGUCAGCCAGCAGUAGGCCUUUCUAAUCGUUUAAUGAACUGUAGCCUAAUCGAUUGAAGGAUGCAUCGGAAUUAUGUUCAAGAAUUUGUUCCAAAAUACCCAUAUUUUGUUUAUUUCGCUUCUCAACUGUGGGACGCGCGAGCAAAUCAUCUUCAGUGCUGCUUCAGGAAAGGUCCAGCGUCAUUUGCACAAGAUCCUAAAUUGGCCACAGCACCAAUGCAUCAUGUUUAAUAAUUGAAGACUAGAACUAUAUAGAGAGCUAUCAACAAUGUUGAAUGGCGUGCCAACUCAGGGAGAAAGCAUGCCUGUCCCUGCCAAAUCUAGUGUUGGAAAAACAAUCCAAUGAGCUGAGGGUUGAUCAGACAGAUCAAUCUGUACGUGCGUUGACUGAGCAAAGAGCAAAUGGCGUCAUCACCUGUGGUCAAGCAUCUGAUGAUGAUGAGGUCCUGGUGAGGGUCAAACAGCUUUAUAAAGCUGGUCUGAAGAGCAGGUUGGAGGUCCUAGCUGAGGCUGCAACACUCCAGAAGGAGCACUACAUCACAGACGGAGGAAAUGACAGGGAAUAUAAGCAACAUGAGGUUUGGCAGGUACAGUCAUUACCCAGAGGGGAAACCACAGAAGACACACCCAUCAACUGCAAUGACAUCUUUAAGCCCUUACCUGGACAGGAGAGGCACAUCAGAACUGUGAUGACCAAAGGUGUUGCUGGCAUUGGAAAAACAGUCUCCGUCCAGAAAUUUAUUUUUGAUUGGGCAGAUGGGCUAGCCAAUCAGAAUAUAGAUUUUAUGUUUCCCCUUUCUUUCCGUGAGCUGAAUUUGGUCAGGUGUGAUAAGUACAGUCUUCACAGGCUCGUGCUUUACUUCCACUCUGAGAUGAAGGAGCUGAAUGAUGAUGAACGAUACAAAGACUGUCGGGUUGUGUUCAUCUUUGAUGGUUUGGAUGAGAGUCAGUUAACUUUGGAUCUGGAACAGAACAGUAAUUUGUCUGAUGUUAAGCAAAAAUCAUCAGUGGAUGCUUUAAUGACGAGCCUCAUUCAGGGAACUCUGCUUCCCUCUGCACUCAUCUGGAUAACCUCACGACCUGCAGCAGCCAGUCAGAUUCCUGCUCAGUAUAUCGACCAGGUAACAGAACUACGAGGAUUCAGUGACCCACAGAAGGAAGAGUACUUCAGGAAGAGAAUCAGUGAUGAGAGUAAGACCAAAAGAAUCAUCUCACACAUUAAAGCAUCCAGGAGUCUCCGUAUCAUGUGCCACAUUCCAGCUUUUUGUUCAAUCGCAGCCACUGUACUUCAGCAGAUGAUGGAAAAGGACAAUACCCAAGAAAUCCCCAAAACACUGACCGAGAUGUUCAUCCACUUCUUGGUCAUCCAAAUAAAUCACCACCUCCGUCAAGCUUCGAGUGAAACUGAGAAACGGGUGGCCCAGAUUGAUAGCGUACUGACAUUGGCGAAACUGGCCUUUAAGCUUCUGGAACCAGGGAAUAUGACUUUGUAUGAGGAAGACUUCAAAGAAUACGACACUGACAUCAAAAAAUGCUUAUUUUACCCAGGAAUCAUUAAAGAAUCAGCCUUUAAUGAGAGGAAGAUGUACUACUUUUCACAUUCAAGUGUUAAUGAGUUUCUUGCUGCCCUUCAUGUGUUCAUCUAUUACAAGUCUCUGAAUGACCACUUAAGUACCCUGGAAUACCUACUUGAGAAUACCUACCUACCACUAGCUGAGUUCCUGGAGGAAAAGGUGAAUAAGGCGCUGGACAGCAGCAGUGGACAUCUUGACCUUUUCCUGCACUUCCUGUUAGGUCUCACCUUGGAGUCCAAUCAGAGGCUGCUGCAAGAACAUGGUAUUCUUGCCCGCCCGAUGGACAGCUCUCCGGGCAUAAUGAAAACGUGCCAGUACGUGAAAGAGCUGGACAGAGAAGACAUCGCUCCAGGAAAGUACAUUAAUCUUUUCCACUGCUUAUUUGAAAUGGAGGAUCACUCGUUGGAUGAAGUGAUUCAAGAGCUCCUGAAGUCACCGAACGGGAUCAAGUUGUCCCCUGCUCACUGCUCGGCCUUGGCCACUGCUCUCCUGACGUCCGACGGCUCGCCGGAUGAGUUUGACCUGAAGAAGUACAACACGUCAGACGAAGGCCGCAGGAGACUGCUCCCAGCGAUGAGUGUUUGCAGAAAGGCACGACUGGCUGGCUGUAAUCUCAGUGAUAAGCUUUGUGAGGUUGUGGCUUCAGUCCUGCAGUCCCCAAACCUCCUGGUCGAGCUGGACCUGAGCAGCAACCCCUUCACUGAUUCUGGAGUUCAGCUCCUCUCUGCUGGGCUAUGCACCUCCAACUGCAGACUGCAGACGCUAAGACUUGCAGACUGUGAACUCAGUGAUGUAUCCUGUGCAACUGUGGCUGAAGUUCUGCUGUCAGCAAACUCCCUCAAACAGCUGGACCUCAGCAGCAAUAACAUCAACGACUGUGGAGUCCAGCAUCUGUCUGCAGGACUGUGUCAUGGCGACUGCAACCUGGAGAUAUUGAGGCUCUCUGACAAUAAAUUGAGAACCAAGUCGUGUGAAGCUGUGGCGGCAGUGCUGAAGUCGGCUAACUCCCUAGUAGAGCUGGACCUCAGCAACAACGUCCUCAAAGACUCUGGCCUCCAGCAUCUCUCCGUGGGACUCGGCAGUCCGGAGUGUAAACUGCAAAAACUAAGACUUGCAGACUGUGAACUCAGUGAUGUAUCCUGUGCAACUGUGGCUGAAGUUCUGCUGUCAGCAAACUCCCUCAAACAGCUGGACCUCAGCAGCAAUAACAUCAACGACUGUGGAGUCCAGCAUCUGUCUGCAGGACUGUGUCAUGGCGACUGCAACCUGGAGAUAUUGAGGCUCUCUGACAAUAAAUUGAGAACCAAGUCGUGUGAAGCUGUGGCGGCAGUGCUGAAGUCGGCUAACUCCCUAGUAGAGCUGGACCUCAGCAACAACGUCCUCAAAGACUCUGGCCUCCAGCAUCUCUCCGUGGGACUCGGCAGUCCGGAGUGUAAACUGCAAAAACUAAGUGUCAAAGACUGCCAGAUCUCAGAGGAGGGUUUCCGUUUGCUGAACGAGGCUCUGACCUCUAACCCCUCGCAUCUGAGAGAGCUGGACGUUCGGUACAAUCACCCGGGAGAGUCAACACUGACGCUUCUGUCUGCCAGACUGAGGGACUACUACUGUGCACUGAAGACACUUUAUUUCUUUACAAAAAACUCAAUCAUAUUGAGAUCAGACAUGCAGGGCUAUUUAUGUGAUCUCACCUUGGACCCGAACACGGCAAACAGAAACCUCUUGCUCUCUGAGGAGAACAGAAAAGUGACCUAUGUGAGUGAGGAGCAGCCAUAUCCUGACCACCCAGAGAGAUUCGACUACUGGUAUCAAGUCCUGUGCCAACACGGUCAGUCUUGGCACUGCUACUGGGAGGUGGAGUGGAGUGGGAGAGGGGUCUCUAUUGGCAUGUCGUAUAGAAACGCAUCCAGAAAGGGCGACGACCGUGCUACUGCGAUGGGGAAUAAUGCCAAGUCCUGGAUGGUCGACUUGAGCACUCACUUAGCUUGGCACAAUGACAAACACACUGGCAUCCCUUACAUCCGUUCCAGAAGAGUUAGGGUGGACCUGGACUGGCCUGCCGGCACUCUGUCCUUCUACAGUGUCUUAUCCUCUGACACACUCACCCUCCUGCACACGUUCCACUCCACAUUCACUGAGCCUCUCUAUCCAGGCUUCAGGCUACUUGUUGGCUCCACAGUGACCCUAUGCCAUCCAUACACACAGUCAUACACAUGGACAAAACCCCUGUAACAUAUCUACACUCACACAUGGACAA
Messenger RNA from Sardina pilchardus (European sardine), 4027 nucleotides. Its product is annotated as NACHT, LRR and PYD domains-containing protein 3-like. The coding region runs from base 475 to 4002 and encodes 1175 amino acids. The transcript has 13 exons. Gene Ontology annotation, molecular function: protein binding. Lineage: Eukaryota; Metazoa; Chordata; Actinopteri; Clupeiformes; Clupeidae. The record is from RefSeq and is a predicted model, not a curated record. Gene Ontology annotation, biological process: intracellular signal transduction.